AUGUUUGGGCGCUCAAAGCAUGGUGCUACGCCGCUGCCUGUAGCCCAGAUCGCCGUGCUCAUGGCGGUUCGUCUCGCCGAGCCUAUUGCGUACAAUGUCAUUUUCCCGUUUGUGAACCAGAUGGUCGAAGAGCUCGGGGUGACGGAUAACCCUGAUCGGGUCGGGUUCUAUUCAGGUUUGGUCGAAUCGGUGUUUGCUUUUGUGCAAUUCUUUACAGUCUACCACUGGGCCAAGAUGUCAGAUAAGAUCGGGCGGAAACCGGUGCUGUUACUGGGCUUGACGGGUGUGGCGAUAUCGGGCUCACUCUUCGGACUGGCAAAGUCAUUCUGGGCCAUGAUAGUCUUUCGGUCAUUAAGCGGCGCGCUCAACGGGAAUGUCGCUGUGAUCAAAGCUGCGAUAGGAGAUAUAACGGAUGAUAGUAACAGUACAGAGGCCUUUGCCAUGUAUGGUCUGACAUGGAUAGUCGGCACCAUGAUCGGGAAUGCGAUGGGCGGUACACUAUCGCACCCGUACGAGAGGCUCCCCAACUGGUUCAGCUCUUUCACUCUUCUCCAAGAGUACCCUUAUCUACUUCCAUGCCUAGUCGCGGCAGGCCUGACAGUAAUCGGUAUUCUCUUCUCUCUCCUAUUCUACCACGAAUCCCUCCCCGGGCUCGCUACGCCCCAUCGCCCAGCCUUGUUCCCGCUCCACAUCGAUACCGGCCUAUCCCGCUUGUCGUCUUCCUUACCUUCCCCCUUCUCUCCUUUCUCCCGGUCGCCAGCGAGUCAUAAGCGACAGGCGUCAAUGGCUUCGUUGGUGUCGGAAUCAGAAACGUUGGUUGAUUCUGAAGGGACGCAGGAAUUGUUGGGCAAGUCGAGAGACGGGAAUGGGGGAGAAUGGACGUUUCCCGAGUUGAUGAGGUUCAAGAAGGUCAGGGUGAUGGUUGCAACACAGUUUCUGAAUUCAUUUAUGCAGGGUGCUUGGGGAGCUGCGGUGCUCUUGUUCUUCUUUGAUAGACACAAUGGCCUAGGCAUGUCUGCGUCGGCGAUAGGACUCUCUUUGGCGCUCAACGGACUAUGGACGAUCCUCUGCCAGAUCCUUCUUCUGAGCCGUAUCCGACGCUGGUUCGGCAUUUCCAUGGGCUACAAGGUCCUCUCUGCCGGCUGGCCUCUGAUAUGGCUUAUCCUCCCUUUCCUCCGAAACGUCCUUACCGCGACUGAAAAACCGUUGUCGCCCCCAGAAGACGACCAGUACACCCACCCAUUGUUAUACCCAGAAACAAGGGGAUGGCCUACAGCCAUUUGUAUCAAUCUGUACUUGUCCCUGGCGUCCAUUGUGGCCAUCAGCUCGAGUCUGUUGAUGGCAGUCGUCAAUUACUCGAGUCCUGACCGGACUGCUCUCGGGGCUAUCAACGGCAUUUCCACAGCAGCAGGUUGCAUGGCAAGAGUCAUUGGUCCGUCGUCGGUCUCGGCGUUGUUUGCGAUAUCUAUGGACGGCCAAGUGAUGAACGGUCGGCUUUGGUGGAUAGUCAUGGUCGGCAUGUCGCUCAUCAACCUCGGCGUCUGCUGUCUGUUGGAGAACGAUCCCUCGGGGUCCACGUAUCUGCCCAAGGACAUUGAAGAGGGGCUGGAUGUUGAGAUGGGUGGGAUGUCACCGUCGGCUGGGCCUGGCGAUACAGGCGAGAGAGUUGGAUGA
Messenger RNA from Cryptococcus wingfieldii CBS 7118, 1674 nucleotides. RefSeq lists its product as hypothetical. Bases 1 to 1674 code for a protein of 557 amino acids. The record is from RefSeq and is a predicted model, not a curated record. The transcript has 12 exons. Gene Ontology annotation, biological process: transmembrane transport. NCBI's taxonomy places the organism in Eukaryota, Fungi, Basidiomycota, Tremellomycetes, Tremellales, Cryptococcaceae. Gene Ontology annotation, molecular function: transmembrane transporter activity.